This is a messenger RNA of Sitophilus oryzae (rice weevil), 1145 nucleotides long. Its product is annotated as RING finger protein 121. Gene Ontology annotation, cellular component: endoplasmic reticulum membrane; Golgi membrane. The transcript is spliced from 7 exons. The record is from RefSeq and is a predicted model, not a curated record. The coding region runs from base 163 to 1116 and encodes 317 amino acids. Gene Ontology annotation, molecular function: ubiquitin protein ligase activity; metal ion binding. NCBI's taxonomy places the organism in Eukaryota, Metazoa, Arthropoda, Insecta, Coleoptera, Curculionidae.
UUGUGUCAAUGAUCAGCUGUCGCCCGAUUUCUGAUUACCACGGUUAACCUCGAAUUUCUAAGAUUUGAGGUGGCAAAAUUAUGUUUUUAAUUUAACAAUGGAAAUGAAUUAAGAAUUUGAAUAUCUUAUCGUCAUCAGGGCGUCAUUACAAACCGAACCAAAAUGGAUCUACACAAACCUAUAGAUUUGGGAAAUAGGACCCUUGAAGAACUAACUUCUGAAGAAAAAUUAAGAUAUGAUCACCAGAAGUUACAUGAAAAACAUAAAGGGCAUGAAAAAAUGCACGCCGAAAUGGUUGUUAUACUAAUCCUUACUUUGGUUGUGGCACAAUUGGUACUUUUAGAAUGGAAGAAACGAUAUUACAAAAGUUAUUCAAUAGUCACGUUGUUAGGUAUGUGGUUAGUACCUAUUGUAGUGUGUUUGAAAAAUCAUUGGUGGAGAUUUAUAUUUAUAUGGUUACUGUUUUCGUGUAUAACAGGGCUUAUUGUUAGAAAAGCUGUCCAAAGACCUUUGGAAGGAACCACACCAAGGCUCGUGUACAAAUGGUUUCUACUACUUUAUAAGCUAAGUUACAUAUUGGGUAUUGUAGGCUAUGUAGUAAUGAUGGCAGUGUUUUUUGGUUUAAAUCUAGUCUUUAAUGCUCAAGCCAACAUAUGGAUGGACGUAGCAUUGUUAUUCAUUUUCUACGGAUUGUAUUAUGGUGUACUUGGUAGAGAUGUUUCAGAAAUAUGUGCUGAUAAAAUGGCGUCUCAUAUAGGGUAUUAUACUGCUCAAGGAAUGCCUACAAAAAAUCUACAUCCAAAUGUAUGUGCAAUCUGUGGUAAUAGACUGUUAGUUUCGACUGAUGAAGAGGGUGUUAUAGAAAAUACAUAUAGCUUAAGUUGCGGGCAUGUGUUCCAUGAAUUCUGUAUAAGGGGCUGGUGUAUAGUGGGCAAGAAACAGAUUUGCCCCUACUGCAAAGAAAAGGUAGACCUUAAGAAAAUAUUCUCAAAUCCAUGGGAGAAGCCCCAUAUACUAUUCGGAAACCUUUUGGAUAUGAUUAGAUGGCUGGUGGCAUGGCAACCGAUGGUCUUGUUUUUAGUUCAAGGUAUAAAUUAUGUCCUUGGCUUGGAAUGAUAAACCUGAAUAAAGCGUUUGUUACCAAA